This is a messenger RNA of Myotis daubentonii (Daubenton's bat), 1204 nucleotides long. RefSeq names its product pyridoxal phosphate phosphatase PHOSPHO2-like. The record is from RefSeq and is a predicted model, not a curated record. Gene Ontology annotation, molecular function: phosphatase activity. NCBI's taxonomy places the organism in Eukaryota, Metazoa, Chordata, Mammalia, Chiroptera, Vespertilionidae.
CCGGAGCACCCAGGCUGCGCCUGCGCGAGAAGCAAAGGCCGGUGUCAGAGCGGGGCGUCCCCACGGACUGGCGUGGGGGCCCUCCGCGGGAGCAGGGCGGAGGCUCACACAGCUGCCAACUCCUGUCCUGGGCCAGUGCGGGGAUCUGGGGGCCCGGGCUGGUGCCCCCAUUCUCAUCCAUCACGGGCCUCCCGCGGGACGACCCCUCCUAUCCCUGCCCUACCUUCCCGGUGGACCCGGCAGGUUUUCUAUCAGAUGUUCCACCGUAAGAAUGCUGGAGUUAAGAAGUCUCUGUUCCUUUGCUCCAAACCAGAAGACUUCGUUGCAUGCAUAUAGAGUAGGAGUAAUGUUGGUUAGAAACGGGCUGGUGUUGGAAACUGAAGGUUGUCAUGACUAUUUAACUCUAUGCUGAAGUACGAUUAAUUGUCUUGGAAAUACUUAGUUGGGGUACCCUAAAUCUGUUUUGGAACCAUGAAAAUUUUGCUGGUUUUUGACUUUGACAAUACAAUCAUAGAUGACAAUAGUGACACCUGGAUUGUACAAUGUACCCCAGAGAAAAAGCUUCCUAAUGAACUACAGGAUUCUUACAAAAAAGGAUUUUGGACAGAAUUUAUGGGCAGAGUCUUUAAGUAUUUGGGAGAGGAAGGUGUAAGAGAAGAUGAAAUGAAAAGAACAAUGACAUCAAUGCCAUUCACUCCAGGGAUGGUGGAGCUUUUAAACUUUAUAAGAAAGAACAAGGACAAAUUUGAUUGCAUCAUUAUUUCAGAUUCAAAUUCUGUCUUCAUUGACUGGGUUUUAGAAGCUACCAAUUUUCAUGACAUGUUUGAUAAAGUGUUUACAAAUCCAGCAGCUUUUGAUGGCAGUGGUCAUCUCACUGUGGAAAAUUAUCACGCUCAUUCUUGCAAUAGGUGCCCCAAAAUUUGCAAAAAUGUAGUUUUGGUAGAAUUUGUAGAUAAACAGUUACAACAAGGAGUGAAUUAUACACAGAUAGUUUAUAUAGGUGAUGGUGGGAAUGAUCUUUGCCCAAUAACCUUUUUAAAGAAAAAUGAUGUUGCCAUGCCACGGAAAGGAUAUACUUUACAGAAAACUCUUUCCAGAAUGUCUCAAAAUCUUGAGCCUAUGGAAUCUUGUGUUGUAGUUUGGUCUUCGGGUGUUGAAAUAAUUUCUCAUUUGCAAAUUCUAAUAAAGGAGUAAUAUGCCAAAA